Messenger RNA from Lytechinus pictus (painted urchin), 9604 nucleotides. Its product is annotated as RIMS-binding protein 2-like. Lineage: Eukaryota; Metazoa; Echinodermata; Echinoidea; Temnopleuroida; Toxopneustidae. The transcript has 28 exons. Gene Ontology annotation, biological process: neuromuscular synaptic transmission. Gene Ontology annotation, molecular function: protein binding. The record is from RefSeq and is a predicted model, not a curated record. The coding region runs from base 1 to 4584 and encodes 1527 amino acids.
AUGGCAUUAGUCGGCUAUUCAGUGUUGAAUGUCAAGGCUCAAACAUCCAAGGCCAAGGCCAAGGCUUUAAUACCCAAGGCCAAUGCUUCAAUACCAAAGACCAAGGCCAAGGGGGACUUACAACGCUCCCUUUCUACCGGUAGUACUACCCUUAAACUCAAGGUCCUUGAAGACGCCAAAAGCGCCCUUAAGGACGAGCUACAAAAGCUCAAAGAGGACUCCAAAUCUGCCACUCAGAAAUUGGCCCUUGAUUUACAACAGGCUGUGAACCAGAAUGCAUUUCUAACCAAACAGCUUGGAGAUCUGCACCGGAAACUUUCUCUUCUUGAUCAGGUACUAGAAGAAUGCCGUCAGUUGAGAGAAGACUUCACGGACCAGCGCCAAAUCCUUCACUCAACGAUCGCCGAAAGAGACUGGCUAAGAGACUCUGUCAUUAAAUUGAACAGUGACAUAGCACUGAUGCAGUCAUCUGAGGAAAAGCGUAAGCAGUUGGAGAGAGAUUACGAGGAGGCACUUAGAGACCUGGAGGAAAGGCAGAGUGAGAUUAGGAGAUUGCAGAUGGCUCAGGAUGAGGUUAUGACUCAGAACCGAGAUGUUGUAGCCAGACUAGAGCACAAGGUCCAGAACUUGGAGAUGCAAUGGAUAGAGACCCGUCAGAACUCUGGAAGGAAUGCUGCUGAGCUGAGUGGUCUACGUCAGCAAACACACUCACAGUUACAAACGCUUCAAUCUUCAGCAUCUAGAUCAUCAACAGGACAGAACUUGGGUUCAUCAACAGUGAGAAGCAAAGAAACUGAAAAGGAAGAUUGGAAGAAGAUAGCAGAAGAGGCUGUUGUGACUAGGACGCCCUCACAGGUGACGGCAGCUGCUUCUGGUUCGAAACUAAAAUCACAAGAUGCAGCUGAUUUAUCCCAAGCUUCUGAGAGCUCACAAAGGUCUGCAGCAAGAAAUGGUCAGACGGAUUCUAUCAGUGAGCCGGGGGAUCUCCUAGACGAGCUAAGUGACAAGAUAGACCAGGUCUUGCUUAAUAAACUUCACCAUGCUUCUGUUUCCUCUGGACCAAUCAGCAAGCUUGCUGUGUUCAUUGCCCGCUACAACUAUGACCCCUUCCAAGACUCCCCAAAUGACAACUCUGAUUCUGAGCUUCCACUAACAGCUGGCGACUAUAUUUAUGUAUAUGGUGAUCCUGAUGAGGAUGGUUUCUAUGAAGGUGAGCUAAUGGACGGUAGGAGAGGUCUAGUCCCAUCAAAUUUCAUUGAGAGAAUAGCAGAGGAAAAUCUUCCAGACUUUAUGCAAUACAAUGGCUCACAGGGGGACGACACAGACAGCAGCAGUCAAAAGAUUGCUCCAAAGGCCACACCCUUGGUUGCCAAGGUACCACCCAUCAAAACCACUACCAUAGCAACCAGCGAAGACACGCCCAAAGCAUCUGCAAUCAAUGAAGAAGAAGAUCCUUUGAGUGAUCUUGACUUCAACAGUGAAGAUACAGAUGCAAGGCAUUCAAAUAUCAACCAUUUUUCAGGUGAUCUAGGAUUUGCUCGUGCUCAGAGUGAUCAUCCAAGUGAUCUAGAAGAUAUCCCAGAAGUAGAUGAAGAUGAUGAUAACCAUCAUGUAGCUGGUCGUCAUGGUGAUGAUGCAAGCCUCGCAUCCUUUAGUGAUUUUGGCAGUGAUGUGUCUUAUGUUGUCCCCUUUCCUAGGAAGCUUUCUCUAGAUCGUCAAUUGAAGCACAGUGUCAUCAUGUCGUGGGUAGCGCCUGACACUGUCACCCUACAGGAGAUCCAGGAGUUCCGAGUCUAUGUUGAUGGUCAGUACCGUACUGCCACCAAGCAGGGAGCCAAGACAAGGGCUUUGGUGGAGAAUGUAGAGCCGACAGGGACGUACAGGAUCUCAGUACGCACUGUCACAGCCAAGGGCAUGUCUGAGGAAGCAGCAUGUAUGCUGGUCAUAGGCAGGGAUGCUGUGAUGGCACCUACUAAUCUGAAAGCUUCCAAUGUUGGCCCUAGUUCAGCCAAUAUAAGCUGGCUUCCAGCUAAUAGUAAUCUUCCACAUGUCGUCUCCGUCAAUGGUGAGGAGGUACGAAUCAUCAAACCGGGCAUCUACAAGUAUUCACUUUCAGGUCUCCAGCCACUGUCAGUAUACAGGGUCAAUGUAAGGGCCAAGAGUCGUCGCCAGACUGCUGUGCCAGAUAAUCCUCAAGCAAGCAAAAACUCUGUAGAGAUUGAGUUCAAAACUCUUCCAGGAGGAUUACCUGAUGCACCUCUAGAUGUCCAGGUCAGACAAGCAACCAAUGACUCAUUAGUGUCUGUUGAAUGGUUACCGGUUACCAUAACAACAUCAAGUCUUUCAAAUGGUGCUGUCAUCAUGGGAUAUGCUGUCUACAUCAACAAUAACAAAGUGGCAGAAACGAUGUCUCCUACAGCUGACCGUGUGAACAUUCCAAAGUCUAAGCUACGCAUGCUAUCAGCAAAGGAGCUGGUUGUGAGAACAUUGUCUCCCAAUGGGUGUUCUAAUGACUCCUUACCAGCAAAGAUCUCAUCAGAACUCCUUGAAGAAUCAAGAAAAGACAAAAUUACAGGAAAGGUCAUAUCAGGAGGCAAGCGUCGAAAGAAAGUCACUUUUGAUGAUGAGGAUCCUCUUGCCAAAGCAGCUAUGUAUGCUAAUGCUGAUGAUGAGGAUAGUUCUACAAGUAGUACAAGCAGGAGUAUAUCAGGUCGAAGGUCAUCAGAGGAAGAUAGCAUGCAGAAAAGCAGUCUAAAGAGCUCUUUAAAAGCAGACGGGUCUCCAAAGGAGGAUGCUCUACCACUCAAGCCCAUCAUGAAAACUGAGAAACCAGGUGCAUUGAGAGAAUCUGACUACAUGUCAGACAGCGAUCGUUCUGAGCUAUCUGACAUCCAGGAAGAAGUUGAGGAGGAGCUCUCAGAGUUUGGAAAUGCCAGUCUUCCUGGUCUUAGUGAUAGCAGUGAAGGUAUGAGGUCAUCUGGUAGGAGAAGGAUGCGAGGGGAUGAUGAGAAGAGAAAAGUCCAGGAGACACUUCAAGUGCUGCAGUACAACACCAAGCCAUCGCUAGACUUUGACACAGACCCAGAGGUAGAGUCUCUCAACAAACCAGACAAAGUAGUACCUAUCCCCAUCAUACGAUCUCAGAGGGACUAUGAAAGAGAGACAGAACAAUCCCCUCACAAUCCAGUGGUAGAACCCGUACCGUGGAAACCAGCAAAGAAAGUUCCACAAAUUGAAAUAACCAAAGAUGCCAAUAAUGAACAUUUAAAAGCUGCUUCCCGUAAAACAGACUUGUACAAUCCUGAGAAAAGAACUGAAGUAGUUGGUACGAACUCGGUCUCGUCUGCCUCAAACUCACUGCCAAUGGCUUCACUGAGGUCAGACCCAAGGGGUCAAUCAAGGACACAGGGUCAAAGGUCAAACUCACAAUGGAACCCUUCAUCAGUAGCGAGUAGUAACAGCGAUGUUGGGAGUUUUGAUAAAAACUAUGAUGCCAAAUCUAAUAAUGAUAGACAUCAUCGUCAAGCGGAUGGGAGACCUCAGAGUGAAUCAAGCAGUCAUCGACGAAGCGAGAGCAGCGAAAGGACCCGCCAUAGUAGACACAGUGACAGUCUAAGAACACCUGAAAGCAGUCUGAGUCUUCAGAGAUCAUCAAGAGGUUCUCGAUCAGAGGAAACAUUUGAUGAUGAAGAGGAGGGAUUCUCAGGAAGUGAACCUGAAGAAUUGUUUGAUGAUGGAACAAUAAGAUAUUUCAUUGCUAUAUUUGACUACAAUCCUGCUAUUAUGUCACCCAAUAUUGAUGGUGCUGAAGAGGAAUUAUUCUUGAAGGAAGGAGACAUGCUGAAGAUCAUUGGAGAUAAAGACGCCGAUGGAUUCUUUGUUGGUGAGAUGAAUGGUCGCCGUGGUUACGUACCAUGCAACAUGGUUGAGGAGAUUGAAAGUCCAGAGCAGACGCCUUUAGCAAAGCGAGGAGAUUUAUCACAGAGCCAUGAUAGGUCAAGAUUCAAUGACAGUCUGAACACAACUGGUAGUAGCCAAGUCAACAUGUAUGACAGUCUGCCUUCCAACGGACAGCUGGUUAUUCCCAAGGAUGCUACACCCCACCACAUGAGGGCGCUCUUUGACUAUAACCCACAGGAACUGUCUCCGAAUCCUGACCUUGAUAUGGAGCUCAGCUUUCGUCAGGGUGAUAGCCUGAUGGUUUAUGGAGAGAUGGAUGAAGACGGCUUCUUUAUGGGGGAGCUUAGAGGUAAAAGAGGACUGGUGCCUUCCAACUUCCUUGAAGAAGUGUCUGACAUCGACUCCAGCACGACUUCACACUCUUAUAGCCCUGCCUUCAACAGAAACAAAGAGAAUAAACAACAAUCCACCAAAGACAAGUACGCAGUCCCAGCCCAGCAGCAGGAGAACGGCGAAGCGCAGUACCACGGGAGUGAGGUGACCCAAGUCAUUUCAGACUCAGCAGAACAGACAUCCAUAACAUCCACUCCAGAGCACUCCAAGAAGAAGAAGGGUCUGCUGUCCAAGGGCAAGGCUCUCUUCAAGAAACUUGGAAGCUCGGAUAACAAGCAGAAACAUAAAUGAUGGGAUGGCACGCUGCUGAAGGAGUUGCAAGGAAACCCAAGAUGGCUCUGACCUUGUGAGGAUUAUUGAGAUGGUCAAAGUCCAUGAGGGACUAGCAUGAAUCCUACAUCUCUCCAUAUCUGCUUGCAACAGAGAAAGACCAAUCAUGGUAGAGAUCAGUAUCCAGGAGAGGUGCCCUUGAAACCAAGGUCCUAACUGUAAUGGCUUGAUUGCUAGUAUUUCCUCAAGAAUGUUGAUAUACCACAGAGAAAUUCAAAGUGCCCAGAUGCCAAGUGUCUUCUUUAAAUCAAAAUUGAAGCUGUUGUCGGCUAUCUAUAUUUAGCCGAGUCUGGUGAUAUCUGAAUCCAUAGUCUACUGGAACGAGGUGUUCACUGUGUAAAGCCUGUAGGAAUUAUAAAAUGAUGGUGAUAUAUGAACCCAUAGCCUACUGGAACAAGGUGAUCCCUGUGUAAAGCCUAUAUGAAUUAUAGAAUACAGUAGUCACCGGGUUAACUUGUGAAGGACAUGGGCAAUGAAGGAUGAUAUGUCUGGUCGGAAAUCCUCUUCACCAAAAGAUAAUCAACUUACUAGUAGAGCAGGCUAGAUUCAAAAGUAAAAAAGGUAUUGUUUAGGUGGUUGUUUAUGCUGGACAUUCUAAGAGGGUUGUCUGUGCAGUUCCCUAAAAAAUUAUUAAUGUGGACAAACUAUAUGACUCGAAACAAAUAUGGUUGCCAGUGGCAAUCAUAUAAUUUGUACGUGAAUUGUGUAUUGGAUGAAUAAUAAUAUAAAUACUUUCAAUAUUUGAAUAGUUUGUCAAGAAUUGUAAUUUGUCAACAUCAUGCAAGUGUGUAUUGAACCAGUGCAGUUGAUGGUUUAUAACCAUAACUCUAGAUGUUUUCAAAAAGAGGAUGAUUUUGAAAACUAUUUUCAAUAUUGGAAAUAAAAUCCAAAUUAAUAAUGCUCAAUGAAUGCUUUGAGACCGUGCUGAUGAUGAAUGCUGUGCCAAAAUUGAACAGAAAAGCUCAUCAAAUUUUCAACACUUUAGUGCCAUAUAAUUUUAAGACUGUUAGUAAAAUCAUUGGUUCCUUUAUGCAUUUACUUCUACUUAAAUUUGAUAAAUUCCUUGAUGAAGUUGUAUAGAUAGUCUUCUUUCUUCUUCCUCCCCCCCUUCUUGUUGACCAAUAUCUUUAGUACAUUGGCCUUCCCUUUCUUCUCUCUCACUCUCCCACAGCUUCUCUCUUUCUUUCUCACUCUCUGUCUCAUUUGAAUUACUCUAACAUUCAGUUCAAAAGGUGCUUGAUGUAAUUCAUUUGACAUCCUACCAUUCUCAAUGCAUUUUAUGCCUGUAAUAAUCAUGAUUAUGUAAGACAAGUUUACAGAAUGAUGAUCAUUAUAGUAAUCGUAAUUCCUAUACACUCACAUUACUAGCCAACCAUUUGACAAAUAAACAGAGUUAUAAGAUUGGAUGCAUCCAGUGUGCUAUGCUCAUAGUAAAUGCUAUUGGAUAUUCAUUAUGUACCUCAUUGUAUUUCGGAAAAUCUUGUAUCUCGAGAAUUCUGAAGAAAAAAAAAGAUUAUCAACUCAAAUGCAUAUUUCCUUGUGCCUGAUUUCCCUUCAAUUUUUCCUUAGUUGAUUGAAUGUACAAUUCUACAAGAUGGAUGUUGAGUUUCUUAUAUCAUCAUUACAAUUUCUGUCUCUUUUUCUGCUGAAGUAUCUCCCAUAUUGAGUAGCUUCAAGUUCUGGGUCCAUGAUUGUAUUGAAUAUGCUGGCUUUUGGUAUGCAGGCCUCAUGUUUUGAAUGCAAAAAAAGUGUUGGCAGUCUACAGCAUCCAGUUUGAGAAGAUUGUUGCCUCUACAUCUAGCUGCAUUCAUGAAAACUUACAUGUAAAUCAUAUUAAAUAACAGUAGAUUUAUCAAGAUAUUUAUUUUAGAAAAUCAUUGUAGCAGAUUUACUCUCUUUUAUGAAGUUAUAGACAGCAAUAUACUUUUAUUCAUUUGCUGUCAUGUGAUUCAAUAGAAACUGAAUUUGUUUGUUCAAAAUAUGAAGGCUUUUCUUUUAAUGUCCAAGUAUUGCUUUAUUUGACAAAGAGGGAAGUAAUUAUUAAGUGGAUAUAUAAUCAUGUAACUGGUAAUAAAAAGUACUAAAUCAGAGUUAUGUGAAUGUUAUGCAAAGCUCAUAUAAUUUCUUGGUAUUGCAUGCUUACAAACAAUCAUGUUUAAGUCAUUGAUUCUUGCCAUUUAAACUUCCGAAUGAUCACCAAUAUCAUACAUGUGUUGCCUGUGUUAUUGGUCAAUUCCAUGAAUACUUUGGAAUCAGGAGUAGAAAAUUAAUACAUUCCUACGAUACCUUGUGUGUAAUGUACUAAAUACGCAUUCCAGUGCAGCGUACUGCCAUGAUUAUGCCAAUUUCUUCACUUAUAUGAAGAUAGUUAUGAAUGAUGAUAUAUAAAUUAUGUAGUAUGUUAAAAGCCUAUAGAGCGCUAUGUCCAUGAUGUAAUCUUCUCUGAUAGGCAGGUAUUUCUUAAAUGAAUGUGUUUUUAUUAUACUUGUGCAUUGAAUUGUGCAUUAGAUAUUUGAUAGAAUGUAUUUAUUUUAUCUUAUUUACAUCCUUUAGUGUGUAGCUUUGAUAACAGGAUGGGGGGUAUGAUACUUUACAACAGCAUAAUGGGAUGUAUGUUUGAAGAUUGAUUAUUAAAUGAGGAGAUGUAGGAUUAACGUUUCAAGAAUGGAAUUGAAGUUAAUCUGUUGCCUACUAGAUUUGGAAAGUCUCUGUACAAUGCAUACGAGAUGACAGAGUACAGCAAGGGAUCAAAGCACUUCCUUGUUGGCUAAUGUCAAGCUCUAGGUUUGCCAUCUCCUUAUCAAAACACUCCUGCAAAUCAGAAUUCACAAAUCACAUAACUUCAUAAUUACAAUCGAUAUAACUUAGAGCUUUGGAAUGUGAUCUUGAAUUUGACUGUGCAUAAUCAUUUCAAAUCUCUCUCGGUCAUUAUUUUGAAUCGACUAAAAUACCAGUCACUGCUAGGUCAAAAAAAAUCUCACAAGAUAGGGGGAAAAUGGUGAACCAUAAUGCGUUUUUUUUUGUGUGAAAAUGUGCUUGCCAGGGUGUAAAGUCAUAGAAAACGAUGAAAAUGGCUUAGGCUUGUUUUGAAAGUUAAUCAUCUGCGAAAUAUACUGAAUGAAUUAGUAGCAAACAAUAAAAUGAAUUGUAUUUUAAGGACAUGUUGAAGAAGUAGUGUAUUGUCAUCCAGAUUGUUAUUUUGAAUGCUAAGAUUAUUAUUAUUUUAUCCUGAUAAGUUGUCUUCCUCCUAGAUGUAUAUCUGACCAGCCUUUAUAUGUAAUGAAUUGAGAUGUAGUUUUCUUAUAUUUAUGCCAUGCAAAGUGUAUGUGAAAAAGUGUAUACAUAUAUGUACAUAUGUAAAUGAUAAAUUAACUAGAAGUGUAUAUAUUGCAUUGUAAAAUACAGACUACAAUUUUUAUGUUCUUAUUAUUUCUACUUUCUUCUUCAAAUGCCUUGGUGUACAAACAAGUGAUGUGAAAAAUUUCUUCUUAUUUUUAUUUUACAUAUAUGCUCACAAAACCUUGUUUAUUUCAUUUUGAUCUUUCUUUUCUUUUGCAACUUGUGCUAUUGUUUUGGGACCUCAAUACCGCAGACAGAAAAAGCUGCUACAUAGUUUUAGAAAUUAUGGCAGUUUUCAUGAUAUUAAGUCAUACCAGAUGUGUGCAGAUCAAAAGAUGUAGUAACUUUCAAUUUUAAGUAUAUUUGGUAUUUCAAAAAAUGAAUUAAAGAUAAAGUUUUAUCAAUUUCAGGACAAAGAAGUAAAUCAAAGGAAUCCGUACCAAACUUGAAUCAUUUUAUAUCAUAAUUUUAAUCUUUUGUCAAAUUAUGCCCUCUCACUUGGAACAUUAUUCGACAUUUCAUAAUAGAUAUAAAUGGAGUCUACAUGAUAUAAUACUUCGUAUUCAAGUAGGACAAAAGAAAUAUUCAGUUUGGGUAUCAAGUCAUCAGUUUAGCCAUUUACAGUGUUAUUGGAUAAUGACAGCCUGUUUUAUUCCACAUUUCCUCCAAUUUUAGAGAGUCCUAGGACCAAUAUGGUAUUAAUUCAGGGUCAUUUUGGUUUUUGGCAUAAUUGAGUGCUUUCAUUACCUCUGCAACUAAUGACAUAUUGUUUUGUGCUUCAUGUUUUGUUUAUCUCAUCCUUGUUUAUCAAAACCAUUCCUAUGGUAUAUAUUUGACAAUAUUUCACGAAGAAAGAAUAGUGCUCUUUUACUGUUAAAAAGAAAAUUACCUACAGUCAGUUGAAUUUCUGUAGCCUCGACCAAUCAUUAGAUUCAUCCACUCUUUGAUGAAAGUGUUCUAUAAUACACAGCUGUGGUCUUUAAAGGAGAAUAUUAGAUUUAACAUUGAAACCUACUGUUGAAUCAUCUGCAAUUACAUUCUAACAUUAUUUCGUCAUUCACACGAAUUAUUUAUCAUUUAUAUUUUCCAGGUGCUAAAGGAAUUAUGUUAUUGAACGUUUGUGUCAUUAUUUGGUAUUUAUUUAUUUUGUGUUGUGUUAUCAAGUUUUCUCUUUGCUGUGGUUCUCAAUUCUAUGUUUGUUUUGUUUCAUUUUGGGUAUUUUUAUUUAUUUUUCAUCCUUUUUUUUUUUGGGGGGGGGGGCUUGUUAUUGCAGAGCUUUAUUUGAUCUCUCUGCUGGAGAAUAGAGAUGGCAUUAUGUAUACAAUUCCACAAUGAAAAAGAAACAUUAAUGUGUUUUACUUGUAUUUUUUAAUCAUUUUUUGCUAGAUGGUCAAUAGAGGACAACAAAGUAGGAGUUGAAAUGAAAAAUACAAAUAAUUUUUCUACAGAAUUGGACUUAUAAUUUAGGAGAAAUACCAAUCAUGUUCUGGAUAUGAUUGUGAAGUCGCAUAUAGGAAUAUGUUCCCUUUUUAAUUAUGUAUGUAGUACAUGAGUGUGUGUGUACUUUUCUGUUUCUUAUACUAUGGCUUUUUUCAACAAAUCAAGAAAUGAUUUAUUUAAUGAAUAUAAAUCUGAAAUGAAA